UUUUUACUUUCCUUCUUUCUUGUAGAGAAAAAAAAAAAGACCAAAAAAACUUUGAAUAAAAUAAAAUAAAUAAAAAUGCUUUGGCGCUGGUGCUAUUGAACAACAAUAAGAACUACAAUUUUUUAACAAAUAUGACCGACUGUCAUCCGAUCAUAACAACCACACAUGGUUGUGUCAAAGGGCUCUUGAAAUGUUCAGUUUAUAAUGACAAUUACUAUAGCUUUGAGAAGAUACCGUAUGCUCAGCCUCCUAUAAAUAAUUUACGCUUCAAAGCACCGGAGCCUGUAACCCCUUGGGUGGAAGUGCGAGAAUGCUUUCAAUUAGAUGUUAGACCAAUGCAACAAAAUUACUUCAAAAAGAUUGUUGAAGGUUCUGAGGAUUGUUUGUAUUUGAAUGUCUAUACGAAGAAGUUGAUUAGUUCAAAACCUUUGCCGGUUAUGAUUUAUUUGUAUGGAGGAGCUUUCGAAUUGGGCGAUGCGACCACAAAUAAUUUGGGGCCAGAUUAUUUUAUGAUGGAAGAUGUGAUAUUAGUUACCAUGAAUUAUAGGCUGGGGCCCUUAGGAUUUCUUAGUUUUGAGGAUCCUUCUCUCGAUAUACCUGGUAAUGCCGGUUUAAAAGAUCAAUUAAUGGCCAUAAAAUGGUUUAAAGAAAAUUGCCUUAAGUUUAAUGGUGAUCCUGAUAAUAUAACCUUGUUUGGUGAAAGUGCCGGCUCGGCAGCCGCUCAUUUGCUAAUGAUGAGCGAAAAAACAAAAGGGCUCUUUCAUAAAGCCAUACUAAUGUCGGGUACAAUAAAUAAUAAAUGGGCCUGCGUACCGCCAGGAAAUUAUGCUCAUCGUUUAGCUAAAGCUACUGGCUACGACGGGGAAUAUUCGGAUCCGUUAAUAUUAAAACAUUUACAACAAAUACCAUCUGAUCAGCUAACAAGUGUCGAUGUACUAACUGAAGAGGAAAUAUUUAAUGAUGUUGCCUUUGUUUGGGGCCCUAUAGUAGAACCUUAUGAUAGUCCUUCUGCUUUAAUAACACGCAGCUUAGAUAAAUUGCUUACCACUAGCUGGUCCAAUGAAAUCCCCCUGAUUCUGGGUGGUACAUCGUUUGAAGGUCUACUUAAGUUGCCGAGCAUUAAGAAAAGACCGCAACGUAUAGAGAUAUUAAACGAGAAGCCUGAACUAAUCGUUCCUCAAGAUAUCCGAUUAAAACAAACCUUAGAAGAGUCUCAAAGUUUGGGAAGACAAAUCUUGAAAAUGUAUUUUCAUAACAAAGAUAUGAAUAUUGAAAAUGUUUUCAAUUAUUUAGAGAUUCUCUCGUACACUCGUUAUUGGAUAGGGUUCCAAUUUACCAUAUUUCAACGUUUACGUUAUGCUACGCGUGCCCCUACCUACAUGUAUCGUUUUGACUUCGAUUCUCCUAACUUUAAUUUAUAUCGUGUAAAAUAUUGCGGUCGCGAGGUAAGAGGUGCUGCGCACGCCGAUGACGUUUCUUAUUUAUUUUAUUGUCGACGGGCGUGGAAGCUGCCUCUAGAUAGCCUCGAAUAUUUGACUAUACGACGUAUGAUCGGUAUGUGGACUUCAUUUGCUAGUACCUCCAAUCCGAAUUGCAAAGAAAUUCAAUCAUCUGAAUGGACCUGCGUGAACGAUAAGCAACCCUUCGCGGCACUUAAUAUAAGCGAUGAAGUGCAAAUGUUAGAAGAGUUACCCGAAACAGAGAAGUUAAAAUUUUGGUUGAGCCUUUAUAAUGAAUAAUUCAAGUAAAUAAAAGAAGAGCUUAUUCACACUCGUGCUUGGUUUAGAUAACCCUUCACUUAUUUAGUUAGAACCCGGUUUAACCUGACUUAUAAUCAUUAUUAAAGCCGGACAAAUCAAUACUAAGAUUAAAGUCAUCAAGCACUACCAUACUUGAGGCUUGAACACACGAACAUUGAAUUGUUAGUCGAGUUAGUCGAGCGGAUUAUCCGGAAAUCGAAACACUUGAGAAAGCUUUAUUUUUUUUUAGGACUGUACUAGAUUAGAAAGAUAUGAAAAAGAAAUUGAGCCGGUUUUUUCUGAAUUUUGUUUUUUUAAUAACGAGUGCAUUCCAUAUGCAAGGAAUUCAGGAACCGUUAUCCAUUUCUUGCAGCUUGUAAUACACUAAACACUAAUACACUACUGGCUAAUCCUGUCUAACACAACUGUUACUGACCCUUUGAUAU
This is a messenger RNA of Glossina fuscipes, 2185 nucleotides long. Its product is annotated as esterase B1-like. The transcript has 5 exons. Bases 132 to 1739 code for a protein of 535 amino acids. NCBI's taxonomy places the organism in Eukaryota, Metazoa, Arthropoda, Insecta, Diptera, Glossinidae. The record is from RefSeq and is a predicted model, not a curated record.